Molecule: messenger RNA, 1799 nt
Organism: Aspergillus novofumigatus IBT 16806
Lineage: Eukaryota; Fungi; Ascomycota; Eurotiomycetes; Eurotiales; Aspergillaceae
Product: ankyrin repeat protein
Exons: 2
Coding region: 310-1560 (416 amino acids)
Molecular function (GO): protein binding
Source: RefSeq, a predicted model, not a curated record
CCCCUAUAUCACCAGCACAAAUGGCCGGCCCUGUCCAGCCCUUCGAGCCAUCCAGCGCAGCCUGCGCUGCUUUCCCUUUGAAUAAUGCAGAUAGAAGGGGGGAAGAUUGCAGUACUAUCUAUACCCCUGCCUAUAUUACAUGAAUGGGGCAUGUGACACACUCACUCUCACCCUCACUCUCACGGAGUCACGGUCUCACCCUCCCCUGACUACGAGCACGGGCGGACCACUCCCUUUUAUUGCCCAUGCCAGUGGCUACUUCAACACAAUCUACAACUUGGGGAAUAAGCCUUGAGCAAUAUAAGGGCUAUGGCUCAGUUAGACCAAUUGCCAAUCGAAGUCCUUCUUUUCAUCGCAGAGUAUUUGCCCGGCCAAAGGGACAUCGACGCUUUAACGCAAGUCAACCGAAAUCUUUACCACCAUCUGCAUUUCUUUCUAUGUCGAUAUAAUGUCGAGCAUCAUCAGGGCUCAGCCUUGAUAUGGGCCGCCAAGAAGGGACAUAUCCGUUUGGCAACGAAGCUACUCAAUGCUGGCGCAAACAUCGCACACUUCGAGAGCCCAGCAGAAACAAAUCAUGACAGAAAUACUCGUCUUUCGGAAAUUGAGAACCCGCUCUUGCUUGCCGCCCAGGGUGGGCAUAUUGCAAUCCUCAAAUCCAUGCUUUCUGAGACACGGCCGGGUCAAGCAUGUUCACCAGCUCAGCUGCGCACUGUCCUCCAUUUGGCCAUCCGCGCUCGCGACAGUGAGCUCGUGGAACUCAUGAUCCAUCAAAAGGCCCCCUUAGAUCCAGCAGGGGAGGAGCGGGAAGCGCUCUCCGCCCUGGGGGUUGCUGUAGUCUCAAGAGACGAGUCCAUCAUUCCCCGUCUGCUCAACGCGGGUGCACGGCCAGGUCAGCACGAAGAACCGUGCCCCAUCGCAAGGGCCAUAGAAACUGAUCAACCACAAGUCGUCAAACUUCUUCUUGAGCAUGGUAUCAGACUCAACAGCGAUACAGGUCUAUGCUUUAUAGCAAGCCGAAACGACAAGAUCCUACUCCAAUGUUUCAUUGAUUAUGGACUGGAUUUGAGCAUGGACGGCCAUGCAGCGUUGUUCACCGCUAUCAUGGAUGGCCAAUACGAGAUGGUCGAGUUUCUCAUUGAAGAGGGCGCAAACCCGCAUCUGGAGUGCGAAUUAUGGACACAUGAUGAGAAUGGCUUUUUUGAGACACUCUUUUAUAGCUCCAUAGGGUUUGCUAUUCAUUUUCGGCGCCUGCAAAUUCUGAGGCUCCUGCUAGCAAAGGGUGUCCUCCCAGGGCAGGGUGAUUUGUGCUUAGCAGUGAAGAAGGAGUUUGAGGAGGCAGUGGCACUGCUAUCCAAAUUCUCCAACCAAGACUUACCCCAAAAGGAGACUAUAGAGAAUUAUCUCCUUUGGCAACAGAUAAACAGACAAGAUAACGGUCUUGACUUCGAGAUCCCGCGUAAGUCGUGGUUCGUUUUCGAUUCUACUUUGCCUCAAGAGCCCAAGAAGCCGGCGGGUCCUUCAGGUUGUGAAUGUGAUAUACUUGUACAAUACGGAUACUAGAAGACUACCACGUACUACCUGGUAUCUUUUGUGCUGGUAAUGUAAUCUUGUAUCUUAUUUCUUCUGCAUUGCCAAGGUAGGAUUGUUUUCCAAAUUACCAUAUAAAUUAUCAACCAGGCAAAGAUUUGCAACAGGAAUUAGCAGUCUUCCUUCCUCCGUUACUUUGCUAUUCUGUUUUGCCACCCCCACAGGCAAACAUUGCACAUUCGGAGUAGACCGGGAUUGAAUGGACAUUGGAG